GCUUUCUUAUCGACACCUGGACUUUUAUCCACGAUUGCAGUUCUCACCUCAGCGCAUUGCAACCUUGGCAGCAGUAAGCGGGUCGGUCGUUUGGACUCUUCCACAACAUCCUGGAGCAGCUUGAAAGCGAUAGAGGCGCUUCUUGUAAAAUGCUUCCACGUCUGGAUCAUCGUUUGCGACAAUGCCGGGAACAGUAAUGGAAGCUGCUGAUGACGCCUCAGCCAACGACACCAUCAUCCAGCACCAUGCUCAUAGGAAUGGAGGUGGGCAUGGGGACGCCAACUCCGACGCCGACGGUGCAAGACCUAUGCAAGCGACGGAACCCGAUCAUGUCAUGAGACCAGAAGCGAAACAACUGCCCUCGCCCCAGCCCUCGCCUACCGUCGAUCCAUUUCCCUCUCUUGAAGUCACCGCUUCUACUCCUAAUGCCACUGUCCGUCCAGCCGGCGGUGUGGCGAGGCAUGGCAAUUUCGAAGCUACGAGGGAAGGCACGGCUGGAGAAGACGAAGAAGAAGAAGGAGAAGAGUCGGGGCACAAAGAAAGCAUAUCCUCUUCUACAGAUUCUUCCAAACAUAGCGAUAAUGAGUCUUCGUCGUCUUCUUCGCCAGCAGAAGAUGCCAAUACCGCAGUGGAGAGACCUCCGCAGAAAGUACUAGAUGCCCCUGCGCAAACAAAGACGCCGUCCACGUCUACGGCGUCCUCCAAAGAAAAAGAAAUCAAUGGCACCGGCACCGGCACCGGCACUGGCACGGUUCGCAAGCUCUCUGCUUCCCAGAUGCAAGCCCUGACUACAUCACCCGAGUCUUUGCCAGUUGCCGUGGUGCCCCCUCAGCCACCCGUCGGUAACAAUCGCAAGCCGAAUGGAAUGGAGUAUCCUCUAUCUGCUGGGGCGGCGGAAUCAGUCAACCGUCAGUCGUUGACUGACCAGGUGCAAAGCGCUGCCGGUGUAGGGCUGGGCAUACAAAGCAUCAUCAACGGGGCUAGUAGGUCACCGGUACUGAAUCCAAGGACUGAACCUUUGCAAUCCCGCCACUUCUCUGAGAACCCCCUGGCCACUCGGUUCCUUCCAGACAAACGGCCAUCUGUUACCAAUAGAACGCUCUCUCAGCCUCCUGUUAUGCGUCGGCCGACUGUAGGGUCUGGGUCUGCGAAUGCUACGUCGCCAAACACUGGCCGGCGCAACUCCUUCAACCCAGCCGCUCGUCCACCCCCGCUGAACCUGGGAAGUUCAGUCAACAUCACACCUGCUUCAAGGAGGAUUACGCCUUCGUCUCGCAGGCCAGACAAAACACCGUCUACAGAAGACAUGGAAAGCACGGAGCCUGUACAGGCGGCCCCCAUACAACAGCCAACCAUACCUCUUCCUCCCAUGUCUUUGCAUACGCAUCUACAGCUUGAACUGGCAGGCGUGCGGCCGAGUCCACUUUACAUUUACCGGCACCAAACAUCUGAUAUACCCUACGAAUCUAGCGCUGUCAAAUUUGAGCGCUUGCUUAAUGCCUUGUUGAUACCCCCUUACCUGGAAUUGACACUUGUUUUUGGCACGUUGGCUUGUUUUGACGCUUUCUUGUACACAUUUACCUUACUUCCUUUAAGGUUCUUUAUUGCUGCUUGGGUCCUGGUCAAGUGGUGGGGCUAUGUCGUAUGGAAAGAAGUCAAGUGGCUUACAGGCUUCGUCUGGCAAGGCAGCUGGCGUCUUUGGAAGAGAGGCCGAAAAAGUAGGGGCCGUCCCUCUGCGAGCCGGACGGAGAGCACUCAGACGACAGCAAGCGAAACUGAAUCUAGGAGCCAAAGCAGAGCACGCGAUACUGGCUAUGCUUCUGACGCCUCUCUAGAUGCAUCUCGGCUGAAAAGCAACGCUGGCUUCCACCCCCCAAAACAUGCCAUGCCGAAACAUAGGCCCGGAGUCUUUCGGCAUCGAAGAACCAAGUCAAUGCCAUCAGACUUGACUCCGUACCACAAGGCGGACCUUCUACAGGGAGCUGUUAUUAUAUGUAGCUCUCUCGCUCUCAUGACCGUCGACGCAAGCCGGAUGUAUCACUUCAUACGAGCCCAGUCCGCAAUGAAACUCUACGUCAUAUUCAAUCUCUUGGAGGUUGGUGACCGCUUGCUCGCCGCGAUCGGCCAAGACAUUCUCGAGUGUCUUUUUAGUUCAGAGACACUAUCUCGCAAUAGCUUCGGUCGAUCGAAGAUCCUUCUCCCACUGGGCAUGUUCAUCCUCUCCCUCAUAUACAAUGUCGUUCACGCUGUUGUAUUGUUUUAUCAAGUGAUUACUCUUAACGUUGCAGUUAACUCCUAUUCUAAUGCACUCCUUUCACUGCUCAUGUCGAAUCAGUUCGUUGAGAUCAAAGGCAGUGUGUUCAAGAGAAUCGAGAAAGAGAAUUUGUUUCAACUCACCUGCUCAGAUGUCGUCGAGCGUUUUCAACUUUGGAUCAUCCUAAUCAUCAUCGGUAUGCGCAACAUUGUGGAGGUUGGUGGCUUGUCAGUUCCAGGUGCUGGAAGUGAAAUGGAUCCAUCCAUGUCGGGUCCGGGCCCAAUCCAUACCGCAUCCAACUUACCGGCGAGCUUUACUUUGUUGCCCUCGUGGAUGUUCUCGGGCGAGGUUCUAUCGCCAUUCCUCAUCGUCAUUGGCAGUGAGAUGCUUGUCGACUGGAUCAAGCAUGCUUAUAUCAACAAAUUCAAUAACGUCAAGCCAGUCGUUUAUCGCAGAAUGCUUGAUAUAUUUUGCAAAGACUACUAUACCAACGCAUUCGGCGCCCCUGCUCUCACCCGCAGAAUCGGCCUGCCCCUCCUGCCACUCUCAUGUCUCUUCAUCAGAGCCUGUGUGCAGAUCUACCACAUGUUUCUCGCUACACAUCUACCGCCACCGAUGCCAACAGCAACCACCGCGAUCUCUCUCGAGUCCUCGGUACCAUCUUCGCCAGCAAUGCUGGCUGCGCUUGACCGUCUUGACAGUCUUCUCCGUAAUGCUUUGGGUCGCGCUGUUUACGGCAACCCCUUCACGCCUGCUGAGGGCCGGGCAUUCUGGUCCUUCAGCUCCGAUGAUGCUGUCGCUCUAAUCACCAUGUUGACCUUUUUCUUCUUGGCCUGGCUCGUGCUCCUCCUGGUCAAACUUCUCUUGGGAAUGGUACUUCUCAAGUAUGCUCGAGAACGUUAUGCUGCUGUUCAAGCACAGGAACAAUCCAUCGUGACAGGUGAGAAGAAGCGGGAAAGCUUCUUUCAACCUGGAAAACGAGUCGGGGGCUGGGGUCAAGUAGAGGUUGGGGACGAGAGACGUAAGCUGAUUUAUGCCGAUGAUCCCGAAGGUCUCAAGAGGAUGAGGGAUCGUGAGAAGAAAGGCGAACAGGCCGGUAAGAAGAUGGAAAUUGGCGAUGAUGGUCUGGAGAAAGUGACUAGAUAUGAGAUGAUUGCCAAGAGGAUCUGGUAACAUGGUGCGGACAUAACUUGCAUUGCACUUCAGCAUUGUUACGGCGUCACAUCACAUUUUCAGGAGCAUCAGGGUAAUUGAAGGCAUUUUCACCUUGAUUCGUUUCUUCAUUAUGAUUAAAACUGAAAAGUGACAAGCUCGUUAGUGUGGCGCUCCUGUUGGCCAGAUCAGUUUGAUGCAGCAUGAAUAUAUAUAAAAAAGCCCG
Molecule: messenger RNA, 3632 nt
Organism: Truncatella angustata
Lineage: Eukaryota; Fungi; Ascomycota; Sordariomycetes; Amphisphaeriales; Sporocadaceae
Product: eukaryotic membrane protein family-domain-containing protein
Exons: 2
Coding region: 182-3427 (1081 amino acids)
Biological process (GO): maintenance of protein localization in endoplasmic reticulum
Cellular component (GO): endoplasmic reticulum membrane
Source: RefSeq, a predicted model, not a curated record